This is a messenger RNA of Odontomachus brunneus, 649 nucleotides long. RefSeq lists its product as uncharacterized. Lineage: Eukaryota; Metazoa; Arthropoda; Insecta; Hymenoptera; Formicidae. Gene Ontology annotation, molecular function: odorant binding. The coding region runs from base 98 to 523 and encodes 141 amino acids. The record is from RefSeq and is a predicted model, not a curated record. The transcript has 5 exons.
AACUGUCUAUAAAUGCAGGAUAAUUUCUGCGCCAUUUAGUUUACGAGGAAAGUUUCUCACAUCUGUGGUUUCCAUAAAAAUAUACGAAGUAUUCAGAAUGAAGACAUUGGCAAUUAUUGUAGCUGUAUUCGCUAUCAUAACGAUGGUUUACGGUUUCAACCCCGAACGAUUUCAAAAAUUAGUGGAUAACACGGCAAAGUGCAGAAAGGAUUUGGGCGAGUCAUCGUCUCAGCCGCUCACCAGCUCAACCAUUAUGCAGCUCAGUGCCAAAGCGCUCCUUUGCGGGUUAUCUAAGGAUGGCCAGAUAAUUAAUAAGGACGGCCUGUUCUGGGUAGAGAAUUCUUCCCAAGCACUUCAGGAUUUUCUUUCCGACCCGGCCAAAAUAGAACAGGCAAAGAAGAUAUUCAAAGAAUGCUACGACAAAAAUAUGCAAGGCGAAGGUACUAACCAGGAAAAGACGGUGAAAAUAACCGAAUGCACAUUGCCGAUUGUGGUUCUCUCGGAAAUGUAUAAAAACAACUAACUGAUUUUUCCCUGAAUAUAAUGUACACUUUAUAUUAUUUCCUGAAUUCUUUGCUAUAAUCUUAUCUGUAGAUUAUUUAGUCUUCACUGGAGUUGGAAAUGUUUGUAAUAAUAGUUCAAUAAAAUA